AUGGCGCAAGCAGUAGCCCGCCUUGCCGGCAUUAAUGUCGGCGCUCCGGCGCGGUCUGUUCCCAGUGGUGAUUUUGGCCUCAUUGGUUUGGCCGUCAUGGGCCAGAACCUGAUUCUGAACGCGGCCGACCAUGGCUUCACAGUCGUUGCCUACAACCGUACAGUCGCCAAGGUUGACCGCUUCCUCGAGAACGAGGCCAAGGGCAAGUCGAUCGUCGGUGCUCACUCCAUUGAGGAAUUUGUCUCCAAGCUCAAGAAGCCCCGUCGUAUGAUGCUCCUCGUCAUGGCCGGAAAGCCCGUUGACGACUUCAUUGAGGCCCUCCUGCCAUAUGUCGAGGCUGGCGAUAUCAUCAUCGACGGUGGAAACUCGCACUUCCCCGACUCCAACCGCCGCUCCAAAUACCUCGCUGCUAAGGGCAUUCGCUUUGUCGGCACUGGUGUCUCCGGUGGUGAGGAGGGUGCUCGCUACGGUCCCUCUCUCAUGCCUGGUGGUAACGAGGAGGCCUGGCCAUACAUCAAGGACGUUUUCCAGAGCAUCGCUGCCAAGAGUGACGGUGAACCCUGCUGUGACUGGGUCGGUGACGAAGGUGCUGGCCACUACGUCAAGAUGGUUCACAAUGGUAUUGAAUACGGUGACAUGCAAUUGAUUACCGAGGCCUACGAUAUCUUGAAGCGCGGUCUCGGCCUCACCCCCAACGAGAUUGGUGAGGUCUUCGCCAAGUGGAACACUGGUGUCUUGGACUCGUUCCUAAUUGAGAUCACCCGGGACAUUCUCAAAUACAAUGACGACGACGGAACUGCCCUCGUCGAGAAGAUCCUCGACAAGGCCGGCCAGAAGGGUACUGGCAAGUGGACCGCCAUCAACGCCCUCGAUCUUGGCAUGCCCGUCACCCUGAUCGGUGAGGCUGUCUUCUCUCGAUGCCUCAGCGCCAUCAAGGACGAGCGUAUCCGUGCCAGCGCCGUUCUCCGCGGUCCCACCCCCAAAUUUGAAGGUGACAAGCAGACCUUCAUCGACAACCUUGAACAGGCUUUGUACGCCUCCAAGAUUAUCUCCUAUGCCCAAGGUUUCAUGCUUAUUCAGGACGCUGCCAAAGAAUAUGGCUGGAAAUUGAACAAGCCCUCGAUCGCUCUCAUGUGGCGCGGCGGAUGCAUUAUCCGCUCUGUUUUCUUGAAAGACAUCACCAGCGCAUACCGCAAGAACCCCAACCUUGAGAACCUGCUCUUCGACGACUUUUUCAACAAGGCCAUUCACAAGGCCCAGGACGGCUGGAGAGACAUUGUCAGCAAGGGCGCUCUCUGGGGCAUCCCUACCCCUGCCUUCAGCACCGCACUCAGCUUCUACGAUGGCUACCGCACCAGAGACCUGCCCGCCAACUUGCUGCAAGCGCAGCGUGAUUACUUCGGCGCCCACACCUUCCGCAUCAAGCCCGAGUUUGCCAGCGCCAACUUCCCCGACGGCAAGGACAUCCACGUCAACUGGACCGGCCGUGGCGGCAACGUGUCUGCUUCAACCUAUAUUGCUUAG
Messenger RNA from Talaromyces proteolyticus, 1524 nucleotides. RefSeq names its product putative 6-phosphogluconate dehydrogenase Gnd1. Gene Ontology annotation, cellular component: cytosol. The coding region runs from base 1 to 1524 and encodes 507 amino acids. The transcript is spliced from 5 exons. Gene Ontology annotation, biological process: pentose-phosphate shunt, oxidative branch; pentose-phosphate shunt. The record is from RefSeq and is a predicted model, not a curated record. Gene Ontology annotation, molecular function: NADP binding; phosphogluconate dehydrogenase (decarboxylating) activity. Lineage: Eukaryota; Fungi; Ascomycota; Eurotiomycetes; Eurotiales; Trichocomaceae.